Trypanosoma theileri is the source of this 723-nucleotide messenger RNA. RefSeq lists its product as uncharacterized. The transcript has a single exon. Bases 1 to 723 code for a protein of 240 amino acids. The record is from RefSeq and is a predicted model, not a curated record. Lineage: Eukaryota; Euglenozoa; Kinetoplastea; Trypanosomatida; Trypanosomatidae.
AUGAUGAUGUGUCGUGUGUUGUGUUUUCUCGCUUUGGUAUUGAGUGUUGUCUCUUUGUGUGUGACAGCUGAGGCGCCUCCUUCUUCUCUCGCAGUUGGUCCUGGUGGUACUUGUCCUCCUGAGAUGACUUCUUCUGGUGACGGUAAUAAUUGUUCGCCUUCUGCUGGUGCCCCACCACCUCCACCUCCGGGUCCACCACCACCACCUGGUCCUCCUCCUCCUACUCUUUCUGGUAGUGAGGGUACUUGUUCUUCAGGUACUACUUGUAAAAACGGCCGUAGUGAUUCUGAACCUUCUCGUACUAAUUGUGAGACGUCUCCUGGGACGAAAACUUGCAUUCCUAAGGAAACUAAGAAGGAAGACAGUUGCCGUGAUGGAUCUGAUAAUACACAUUGUCCACAAUCACUACAGAAUCCUGGUCGACCUACACCUAAUCCUCGAGAAGAUGGCAAGGUACCUGUACAAACAGGUCCCACUGGUGCUUCUGGUGAACAAGGAGAAUCUGUGGCGGGUGCUGCUGGACGUGGUGGUGGUGAUUCUUCUUCUUCUGACCCUCCUUCUUCUGCUCCUGUUCCUACUCCUAUUUCUACUCCUGCUUCUACUCCUCACCCUCAUGAGGGGAGUGCUGUUGAGUCUUCAGUUGAUGGCCAACCUGGAAGCAACGGCAACAAUACAACACAUGAGGGUGAAACUGGAGAUAACAAUGAAACUGCGGCAACAUAA